Drosophila eugracilis is the source of this 2468-nucleotide messenger RNA. RefSeq names its product homeotic protein ocelliless (gene oc). NCBI's taxonomy places the organism in Eukaryota, Metazoa, Arthropoda, Insecta, Diptera, Drosophilidae. The record is from RefSeq and is a predicted model, not a curated record. The transcript has 4 exons. Gene Ontology annotation, cellular component: nucleus. Gene Ontology annotation, molecular function: DNA-binding transcription factor activity, RNA polymerase II-specific; RNA polymerase II cis-regulatory region sequence-specific DNA binding. Gene Ontology annotation, biological process: regulation of transcription by RNA polymerase II. The coding region runs from base 732 to 2363 and encodes 543 amino acids.
UGUACCGCAAUUCAUUUCCAGAGUAACUUUCGUGCCGCUCGGAUUGUUUUUGUGCGUCGUCCGUCGCUCAGUUGCUAAUUCGCCCCGUACGUCGCUCGUUCGAUCGCUGUCGCUAUUCGCCGCGUUCGCCGAUAAGCCAAGCACAAGCCAAUAACAACACAAAAUUCGCCGUCGCCAAAGCAAAUCAAACUUAACUCAAAUCAAACAAACAACAAGAUCAAAUCGAAUAACUAUAGCCUAGAGCUAUAGAAAAACAACAAAUCGGAGAGAAAUACUAAGUAAUACGAUAUAUAUAUAUACAUAUAUCGGGGAUAUAUCCAAGUGCCAGUGACGAGAAUCUGUUUUUUUACCGUGUUGCCAGUGCCAAACAAUAUAUAAACAUCGCAUUCAAAGAAACAAAACAAACAUCUCUGGAAUACAAUAUAUAUAUAUAUAUAAUUAUAUAUAGAAAUCUAUAUAUACCCAUGCUAUAACCAUAUAGUAGCUGGAUCUGAAAACAAGUCACCAUUGGAAUAACAGCACCGUUUUGCUUCUAGUUUUGUUUGUGUUUUUUUUUCGAUCAAAAGAUUGAGAGACACUUUGAGCAGGACCUUAGCCCGGCAAUCAUCGAACGGACUAACAUCAAGUUCAAACUGGUGGAUCGUUCCAGCCAUAUAGAUACGGAUUAUAGAAGCCUGAGGCCAGUGGAGACACACAGCUUCAACGUGGCGCUGCACUCGACCGAGGCCUUGAUGGCGGCGGGCUUCCUCAAGUCGGGCGAUUUGGGCCCCCAUCCGCACAGUUAUGGCGGGCCACAUCCGCAUCAUUCGGUGCCCCAUGGACCGCUGCCGCCGGGCAUGCCAAUGCCAUCACUGGGUCCCUUCGGCCUCCCACAUGGUCUGGAGGCCGUCGGGUUCUCCCAAGGUAUGUGGGGUGUGAACACACGUAAACAGCGUCGCGAACGCACCACAUUCACACGCGCCCAAUUGGACGUUUUGGAGGCCCUGUUUGGCAAGACCCGUUACCCGGACAUCUUCAUGCGCGAAGAAGUGGCCCUCAAGAUCAAUCUGCCCGAGUCUAGAGUACAGGUCUGGUUCAAGAAUCGUCGCGCCAAGUGCCGCCAGCAGUUGCAGCAGCAACAGCAAUCCAACAGUUUGAGCAGCUCGAAGAAUGCCAGCGGUGGAAGCGGUGGCAGUUGCAGCAGUUCAUCGGCCAAUAGCCGCAGCAACAAUAGCAACAACAACAGCAGUAGCAACAACAACUCACAGAGCAGCAACAACAAGAGCAGCCAAAAGCAGGGUAACUCACAGUCGAGCCAACAAGGUGGCGGCGGUGGAAAUUCGAAUGGCAACAACAGCAACAAUUCAGCGGCAGCGGCGGCCAGUGCAGCAGCAGCGGUGGCAGCGGCCCAAUCGAUCAAGACGCACCACAGUUCCUUUUUGAGUGCCGCUGCGGCGGCAGCCUCGGGCGGUACAAAUCAAUCGGCCAACAGUAACAACAACAAUAACCAAGGUGGCGGUAAUUCAACGCCCAACAGCAGCAGCAGCGGCGGCGGCGGUGGAAGCCAAGCGGGCGGACAUUUGUCGGCAGCGGCAGCAGCGGCCGCCUUGAAUGUAACGGCCGCCCAUCAGAACUCCUCGCCACUAUUGCCCACACCGGCCACGUCGGUCAGUCCGGUUAGUAUCGUUUGCAAAAAGGAGCACUUGUCCGGCGGCUAUGGAUCGAGUGUAGGUGGUGGCGGCGGCGGCGGCGGCGGUGGUGGCGGUGGCUCCACCGGUGGUCUCAAUUUGGGCGUUGGCGUUGGCGCUGGUCUUGGCGUUGGUGUAGGCGUGUCACAGGAUCUAUUGCGUUCGCCAUAUGAUCAGCUAAAAGAUGCCGGCGGAGAUAUCGGAGCUGGAGUACAUCAUCAUCAUAGCAUCUAUGGAUCGGCGGCCGGUAGCAAUCCACGUCUCUUGCAACCGGGUGGCAAUAUCACACCGAUGGAUAGCAGCAGCAGCAUUACCACACCAUCGCCGCCCAUCACACCAAUGUCGCCACAAUCGGCAGCUGCAGCGGCACAUGCCGCCCAAUCGGCCCAGUCCGCCCAUCAUUCAGCAGCCCAUUCAGCGGCCUAUAUGUCCAAUCAUGAUUCGUACAAUUUCUGGCAUAAUCAAUAUCAACAAUAUCCCAAUAACUAUGCCCAGGCGCCAAGCUAUUAUUCACAAAUGGAAUACUUUAGCAAUCAGAAUCAGGUCAACUAUAAUAUGGGACAUUCGGGGUAUACGGCCUCGAACUUUGGCCUAUCGCCAUCGCCAUCGUUUACGGGCACCGUGUCGGCGCAGGCAUUCUCACAGAAUAGCUUGGAUUACAUGUCGCCGCAGGAUAAGUAUGCGAAUAUGGUGUAGAACCUACUCUUCCAAUACUGCAGCGGUGGCAACAACAACAACAACAACAACAGCAAUUCGGGGGGCAGUGGAAGUGGUUCAGGUUCGGGUUCCGGAUCUGGUAGC